This is a messenger RNA of Suillus clintonianus, 1545 nucleotides long. RefSeq lists its product as uncharacterized. Lineage: Eukaryota; Fungi; Basidiomycota; Agaricomycetes; Boletales; Suillaceae. The record is from RefSeq and is a predicted model, not a curated record. The transcript is spliced from 3 exons. Bases 1 to 1545 code for a protein of 514 amino acids.
AUGAGUCAAGAUCACUAUGCUGGAUCGUUUGAAGGAACUUGGGAAAAAUUGUCUCAGGUCGCUGUCAAGGGCGCUGAAUACGACUCCCGCGAACGUCGGCCCCACCCGAAAUGUUUAAAAGGGACCCGAGUGGACCUUCUCGACUACAUCCAGAGAGUACUAGACGACCAAGACAAGAGUCGACUGAUUUGGCUGCAUGGCACGGCAGGCGUCGGAAAGUCUGCUGUUGCUUUCACUGUAGCUGAAACGAUGAGAGGUCUAAAAGUGACAGAGGAGACGAAUAUUGAAAAGCGGCUCACGGGAACAUUCUUUUUCUCGCGAAAGCACACGAAACGCUGCACCACCGGUUAUUUCUUUGCAACGCUCGUCUACCAGCUUGCCAGCAAUUUUCCUAGCGUCCGGAAGGACGUCAACAGAACUAUCCGCGAUAAUCCUGCCCUUCUAGACCCUGACAAGUCACUUCGCGACCAGGUGGAAGCAUUGUUUAUCCAACCUCUCCGAAAGCUUCAUUUGAGACUGCGUGGGUGUCGACCUUUGGCAUUUGUUGUUGAUGCUCUUGACGAAUGCACGUCUGAAACCGAGAUUGGUGAUCUCAUCCUUUACCUUGCACGGGCUCUUCGUGAACCUGAUCUUCCUGUGACCCACAUCCUGCUUACGAGCCGCUCGGAACCGCAUAUCGUCAAAGCCUUUCAGAAUGACGAGGUGUGCCCGCUGGUGCGCGAGAUACCCGUGAAAAUUUCGGGGGAGGGCGUUGCUUCCAUCAUCUCAUUAGAUGGUACAGAUGUCGACAAGGACAUCUGCACUUUCCUGCAUCAUUCCUUCACAGAGCUACAAAUUCGCCAUCCUGAUUUCCCGCAGCCACCAAGGGAUGUGCUUGAGCGGCUGGCCAGCCGAGCAGGCAGACGUUUCAUCGUGGCAUCUACGAUGAUGAAGUUUAUUGACGACGGAGACAAUGACCCCUGCGAUCGGCUUCAAGUCAUGCUGAAUCUAGCGAGUGAAUUGCUUCCAGGAACAGAGGUGUACAAGUUGUACGACUCUAUCCUCUCCACAUGCGCCGACUCCGAGCGGGCGUACCUGCACUUAUCCAUCGUCGCUGCCCUCGCGGAUCCUCUCCCGAUUUCACAACUCUCAAAACUUCUUGGCCCUGGCCUCGGCAGGGACGUCGAGACAACACUGAUGCAGCUACGGUCUGUCAUGGAUAUCCCCACCGACAUCAGUCUCCCUGUGAAUAUUUAUCACUCGUCCGUUCGUGACUAUGUUUCCGACUCCUCACACUGCAGCAUUUCUCAAGUACGCGAUAUUCCAUCACCCCACUCCCUUCUCGCGCGCUCCUCUUUCCGCUUGAUGAUGAAAGAGAUUCCAGAACGUUCGGCCCUCCUGGAUGUGCUCUCAGGAUUGAAGAAGUGCAGCCAAUCUAUGAAGUCCCAAGACCCCCGGGGGUUGCAAGAAUCAUUAUCCUUCCUCGUUCAGCCACCAGAGCCACUACUCCGGACGGGUGUGCCUGGCUGCAGACCCAUAGAGGGACAGCCUGGCUUUGCACCCUGA